CGCUCAGACAGAGAAGGAAAAGGGUUCCAAAACCCUAAAACCCCUCUUCAGAUCUCUGUCAAUUCGUUCAAACUCAUCCCUUUCUAGCCAAACCCUAACGACCCUUUUCAGUUCUUGGUCAUUUUGUUACGUCGAUGGCUUCUCCACUCGCUUCUUUCAAUCUCUCAAGAAAAAGAGCAGAAGAAGAGAAGAUGGUUGUGGGGUUUCUGACGAUGGAGGACUUCAAGGGCAGGGACUUUAAUGACGAUUUUCAUCGUUCUUUGUCCUCCAUCGAUCGUCUGUGCGAGGUUCUUUGCGUUCGUAUUCGGAAAAACGAGCGAGAGAAACAACUGAAGGAUGGCAUUGCCGGAAAAAGGAUCAAACCCUCAAGUUCAACACCAACAGAUGUUGCUUCUUCUUCUUGUUCAAAUGCUGCCCCUUUUCAGCUCCCUGGCAUACUGCCGCAGUGCAAAUGUUUCAAUCUGGGUUUUGAUCAUAAGAAGCAACAGAAGAACGAGAUCCGACAGUCCAGUUUCAAUUUCAAUUGGGCGCUGCAGGGUAACCCUAAGAAACCAAGGUCAAAAUCUAGUUUUGGGCAGAACCCUACUACCGCUACUGCUACUCAUGAAUAUGUUGAUCUGAAGAGUAAUAUUGAUUCGACGUUGAAAAGAAAAUAUGAUGGUGAUGAAGAUUGGUCUGCUUCCAAGAAGAAGACGAAGACGAAGAAGAGGGUGUACACCAAGAACAACAAGACUAGUUAUCUCUGUCCUCCGCCUGAUUUGCCGGAAGAAUACAAGAAAUUGAUCAUCGGCAAGAUGAACGGGACAGAGUUGACCCUGCUCAUACAGAAGAAGUUGUACCCCACUGACGUCAACCCCAACCAUAACAGGUUGUCUUUGCCUCCGCUUCAAGUUUUGUCCGGCAGUUUCCUCACAUCUAAUGAGAUUGAAACCCUUAAUCCGAAGCGGAGUCAGAAAAGUCGUGAUCUGGGUUUCCUUAAUAUUCCAUUUAUCGAUCCAAGGCUCAAGCUUAAAGAAAAGAAAGGGAUCAACUUGAGUCUGUGGACGCUGUCGAACUCAGACAGAAAAUCCUAUGCGUUGAAAACUAGUUGGGGUAAGGUUGUUAAGAAGAACAAGCUGGUUGCUGGUGAUGUAAUCCAGGUUUGGUCAUUCAGGGCUAAUGGCAAUCAGCUUCACUUGGCAAUUGUUUUGGUUCAAAGAGCUACGGAAUGUAGCAAUCAGAGUGGAGGGAGCAGCCAUGUUUUUUAUUGUGGUCAUGGAAUUAAGUGGAGCGGCGAGAGAAGUAAACGAGCGGAAUGUAGCACAAGUGCAAGUAGCGAUGAAGUUGUGGACACCUACAGUCAGGGGCGGAUCUAUUAAGGGACCAGGGUGGUCCGGGACCACCCAAAGCUUGGAAAAAUGGCUGUGAGGAUCUUCAAGGACCACCCAAGUCUGGGCAAUGAUGGAGAAGAACAGCAGCCAUGGCUGCUCUGGUCGCUGUGCAUUUCAGAAUGAGGAAGAAGAAAGCCAAUUUUUUUUUUAAAAUGACUUGGCCAAAACGACGUUGUUUUGAGCCAAGUCAUUAAAAAAAAUUUAAAACCUCACUACUCACUCACGUGAGAACCCUCAGACAGCCCCUUCACACAGCAAUCAGAAGUUUAGAACUUCACUUUACCAAAUCGUUCAACUCUCUUCGUUCUCGUUACCAAAUCCUUCACACAACAAGGUCCGCUCUCGUUCCUUACGGCGUCGACAUCGAUCAACUCUCUUUUGCACUGCACUCUAGUUUCUGAAUCUGAAUCUGCACUGCACAGCAAUCAGAACUUCACUCUCUUCUUGCUCUCGUUCCUUCAGGUUUGUACUCUACUACUCUGCUCUCUUUAACUCUGUCCAUUAAAUCCACUAUCUGAAUCUACCGUGUCUGAUAGUAACCAAGAUAAUUUCACUCAGUCCAUGAUUUAUUGUUGUCCGUUAUACGAAAUAGUUUCACAUAACUCAAACUUCAUUCAAAACCUUUCUGCAUCCCCUCCCAAAAAAGAAGAAAUAAGCCUAGAAUAACUUUUUCCAAGCAACUCAUAAGUCAAUCAACUGAAAUUGAACCAUGAUUUGGUUCUAGAGCAAGUCGAAAUUUUUUUGGGGCAUGGAGUUCAUGCAUAAGAACAGUUGUGGUGCGUCAUGCAUCUUACAAUGAUGAGUUGACGGGGAGAAGUGGGUUGUGAAUAGGUGAAUUAUAUUGGAUAUACAUGUCACGUAGGCAAUUGCCAUGUCAGCGAUAGCUUUAGAAUUAAGUAGUCUUC
Molecule: messenger RNA, 2275 nt
Organism: Malus domestica (apple)
Lineage: Eukaryota; Viridiplantae; Streptophyta; Magnoliopsida; Rosales; Rosaceae
Product: putative B3 domain-containing protein At2g27410
Molecular function (GO): DNA binding
Source: RefSeq, a predicted model, not a curated record